Messenger RNA from Clonostachys solani, 1125 nucleotides. Lineage: Eukaryota; Fungi; Ascomycota; Sordariomycetes; Hypocreales; Bionectriaceae. The record is from the annotation of a GenBank genome assembly.
AUGUCUUUGCGUAUCGAAGAGAUCUAUACGUAUCCCAUCAAGUCCCUCAGGGGUGUACGGCUUCCUUCAAUACGGGCCUUUCCCACUGGAUUUGCAUACGACCGUCAUUUCAUGCUUUGGGAUGUUGAUAAAAAGGAGAAUCUUCACAUUGGCCUUCGACCCGCCCUUUGCCUUUUCACCACCAGCUUAAUCCCAGAUGAUGACCCGCAAAGUAUACAGGUACAAUAUGGCCUCAGCCAUACCUUUGAUCAGCCCUUGGAGCCUGUCGAGCCGUCCCCCUUGACAGUACCCCUGGUGCCAAAUGUGAAGGGGUUGGCGCAGGUCACCGUCACGAUGCACUUGAGCCCGUGCUCAGCAUAUGACAUGGGAGAGAAAUACAAUGACUGGUUCAGCCGUCGCCUGGGAUACUCCGUCAAACUGCUCUACAUCGGAGACUAUCGCAGGCAAGUCCUGGGCAACAUGGGCCAGGGAGUUGGGUCUGGUACGGUCAAAGUUCAGCCCUGGUUAGCGGCCAUCCCAGUGACCCUCCUCCUUCCCCUGGCCUACUCUCUCUUUUCGGGACAUGUGUCAAGUCUGGUCCAAUUGACCAUCUCCGUGUUGAUGGUUCUUGCGAGCUGCGCCGUUCUCGUGGAGCGAAUGGGCCUGUUGCAAUCAACAAGCAAGCCCUUGAUCACCUUUGCGGACCUCGCUGCCUAUCUCAUCAUCAGUCGGAAGAGUUAUCAAGAUGUCAAUGAGAGGCUGCCCGAUAACGAGGACAUGGAUAUUACCAAGUUUCGAGCCAACCUCGUGGUGUCGGGAGCCAAAGAAGCAUACGAGGAAGACUUUUGGGCCGAAUUACGCAUCCGGAAGAGCAUCACCAUGAAGCUGACCCAAAAUUGCGCGAGGUGCACCAGCCUCAACGUCGACUACGCUACAGGCAGAGCUGGUAGUAGCGAGGCUGGUAAGAUUCUAAAAAUACUAAGCAAAGACAGGAGGGUUGAUCCGGGAACCAAAUGGAGCCCGAUCUUUGGGAGAUAUGGCUUCUUCACGCCGAUGUCAUCAUCGUCUGAUACCGUCGUCAUCAAUGUAGGGGACGAGGUCGAGGUGACGGGGCGCAACUCGGAACGUACAAUCACAGGCAAGUAG